Messenger RNA from Oryctolagus cuniculus (rabbit), 7446 nucleotides. It is a transcript of the gene KLF7, whose product is annotated as KLF transcription factor 7. Gene Ontology annotation, biological process: regulation of transcription by RNA polymerase II. NCBI's taxonomy places the organism in Eukaryota, Metazoa, Chordata, Mammalia, Lagomorpha, Leporidae. The record is from RefSeq and is a predicted model, not a curated record. Gene Ontology annotation, molecular function: RNA polymerase II cis-regulatory region sequence-specific DNA binding; DNA-binding transcription factor activity, RNA polymerase II-specific.
AGAAAAAAAAAUGCAACCUCCCAAAAUAAAGAGCAAAGAUUGCAUUAGGAGCGAACAGCGCUGCAGAAAUAGAUGGCAGCUUCGUGUCAGUGAGUUUGCAUCCCCCGUCCUGAUCCACGCGCCGGAGUGAUCAGAGCCCUGGAAGGGAAUUGUUACUCCCGUGAAGUCCCCUUUCCUGGCAGCCGUCUGCACUGUACACGCUGGAUGCCUCGCUCCAUCCACCCCGCUCACUCUCUCCUCUCUCACCUCCUCGCUCCCUCUCUCCUGCAUUGAUUUUUUUUUUCCUUUAUAGUUGACUGAAACAAAACAAAAACAAAAGGGCCACUGGAUGUCUGCCUUCUUGGGGGGUGAGCCAGACAGACUGACAAACAAACAGCCCCGACUGUGUCCGGGGGAGGGUGUCUCCUCGCGUUGUGCCCGGCGGCAGCAGCAUGGACGUGUUGGCUAGUUAUAGUAUAUUCCAGGAGCUACAACUUGUCCACGACACCGGCUACUUCUCAGCUUUGCCAUCCCUGGAGGAGACCUGGCAGCAGACAUGCCUUGAGUUGGAACGCUACCUGCAGACGGAGCCCAGGAGGAUCUCAGAGACCUUUGGUGAGGACUUGGACUGCUUCCUCCGUGCUUCUCCUCCGCCGUGCAUUGAGGAAAGCUUCCGGCGCUUAGACCCCCUGCUGCUCCCUGUGGAAGCGGCCAUCUGCGAGAAGAGCUCAGCAGUGGACAUUUUGCUCUCUCGGGACAAGUUGCUAUCUGAGACCUGCCUCAGCCUCCAGCCAACCAGCUCUUCUCUAGACAGCUACGCAGCCGUCAACCAGGCCCAGCUCAACGCAGUGACCUCAUUAACGCCCCCAUCCUCCCCUGAGCUCAGCCGCCAUCUGGUCAAAACCUCACAGACCCUCUCAGCCGUGGAUGGCACGGUGACGUUGAAACUGGUGGCCAAGAAGGCUGCGCUCAGCUCAGUCAAGGUGGGAGGGGUGGCGACAGCAGCAGCAGCCGUGGCGGCAGCUGGGGCAGUUAAGAGUGGACAGAGCGACAGUGAACAAGGAGGGGUAGGGGCUGAAGCAUGCCCCGAAAACAAGAAGAGGGUUCACCGCUGUCAGUUUAACGGGUGCCGGAAAGUUUAUACAAAAAGCUCCCACUUAAAGGCCCACCAGAGGACUCACACAGGUAGUGAGAAGCCUUACAAGUGCUCGUGGGAAGGAUGCGAGUGGCGUUUUGCACGAAGCGACGAGCUCACAAGGCACUACAGGAAACACACAGGUGCAAAGCCCUUUAAAUGCAACCACUGCGACAGGUGUUUUUCCAGGUCUGACCAUCUUGCCCUCCAUAUGAAGAGACAUAUCUAAAAACCCUAAAGGCCAGAGUUGCCAUGGCAUCGGCCAAUGUCUGAAGGAAUGCUGUGAGGCAGGGGGCUGGACUUCAGGAGGGGACCCAUUGCCUCUCAGAAGAAAGUUCUCACUUAUAAACCUCUGUGUACACACACACACACACACACACAUCCAUACACACUCACACAGACCCACACACAUACACACUGUCAAGCACUCAACUAUAUUGAAAUAUAUACGUCUAUUCUUUAUGCCUUGCCCUAGCCAGAUGGUAGAAGACAAAAAAGAAGGAAACCAGGUGAACUCAGCAAGGCAGACUGGCUGCUUACUUCAGCACUAUUGGAAUUAUUUCCCGCUGUUGCCAAUGGAAAUCAAAGAAAAUGGAUGUGACGUCUCUGCAGGUGGACGGCAGUACGAGGGGCUUAUUUAACUUGCUUCUCAGUGCAACUUGAUAGGAGAACACACCGUCUUAAAGUUGCAUAUGUGUAGCACUAAUGUUUCUUUUUAAAUAGUUGGGGGAAAAUGACCUAGAAAACCAAAUUGCAGUUUGGUAGCCAAAAUUAACUCUUGGUUUAUUUGUCCUUUGUGUGUGAAAAGUCCUACUAUUCCGUGCGUCAGACUUCCUCACAGAACUGUUGAUUGGUUUUGGUUCUUCUUAGUACCACUGAGAUCUUUCCAGUCGAUACCAACGGCCUUAGGGCGGCAGAUUCUGGAAUUACACCUUACACCUUUCUGGCCUGCAUUUCUCUAGACUGCACUCUCAAGGGAGGAGUUUUCUUUUCUUACUUUUUGACUUUUGCACACCAUAUGCACUAGGGAUUCUGGAAACUUCUAGCAUGACUGCAAAGUGGCCAAGAGAAUAAAGUCCUUGAUGAUAAAUCACAGUAUAUCCCUUGAGCCUCACCUUAUUGCCAGUGCUAGAUUUUUUCUUUUUAAUCUCUCUGUUUUUGCUAAUGAAAACUUGAAAAAGCUUAUUUGGAAGCUUAAAUGUUUUACCUUUUCUCCAUGGACUAAACCUCUCCAGAACUCUCUCUCGGCACGUGGAUGUCCAGCUCUCGAAGCAGCCAAUCAGAUGGGACAUCACAGUUCUCUCAUCCUCCUUGAGGCAUGGUGACCUCAGCUCACAGUGAGCGCCCACUGUGCUGUGUGUCACUGCUACCCUAUAACCAGUUACAGCAUAGAUGUCGCUAGUCUCAAAGGGCAGCUGCGUAUUUAAUCUAACUCUGGGUUAUGACCUGACACAAAGCCAAAAAUAUCACUCUUUCCAAGAAUGGGGAAAACUGAGGAUGCCUCCCAAAUCUAGUGGCUUCACAAAACAUCAUCCUAGCUUCCUCUCUCAUACCCACUGAGCUCAUAUUACCCCACUUGUCAAAACACACAGUUCAAAAUGCCAUUGUGGGAACGAAGGGUUGACCUUUAAGGAAAAGGUUGAGGAGUUUCUCUCAUGUUCUGUCUAAAAGGAGAGACGUGUUUCUAAUUUCUUUUUGGCUAGGCCCACCAUGACUUGUGACCUAGAACACCGGGGUCAUCAGAGGCCUCGCAUUCACUCUGCAAGCUGACUCCAUGGGGGUUCACAUUCCUCACUUGUCAUCCCCCACACACAUCAAGUGGUCUCUCUCUACCCGCAUUCUUAGCUAGCUGGCACUGGCCUCAACUCCAAAGACUGCCUUUAGGACCAUUAUAUGGCCUAUGCAAGCAAGCGGGGUGGUUAUUAGGACAGAUUGUAUAUUUUGUAUCUUCUGGGACCAUCCCUUCAAGACAAGUCUAAAAAUCAAAAAUGGCGUUUGGUCCGCUCGUGGCUGCUGCUCCUUCUCACCAGCUGGCUCCCUUCCUGCCCUCCUCUGACUGUUUGACUCAUUGACUGUUAAAAUGUCACCCCAUACAUAUUUGGGAUGCAAAACUGAAGUCUUUAAAAGGAAACCAUAAUAUAAGAAACACAAACACAUAUAUGACAACAACCUUCAAGAUCCUUGGCAUUUGCGUUUUCAGCUUUCUACAACCUUUGUUUUCACUGAAAUGUUGAAACAACUCAUCUGAGGGUAAUGGAACCUCCUUAUCACAAUGCUGUAGCUGCCAGUUGGACACUUGGGGCAUUUCGAGGUCUGGCCCUUAGAAUUUUCUUGCUCUUUUUCCUUUUUUUUUUCUUCAAUUUAGACCAAAAAAAAAUUAAAAAUUUUAAAAAAUUUAAAAAAAGAAAAAACAUCCUAAACACAUAUUCACACACAAAAAUCUGUCCAUUUGCCGGAGGCAAUUAUGUAUAUGUUAGUUGGAGGGUAUUAAAAAAUCAGUUUUAUUCCAAAGAUUAAAAAAAAUAGAAAUGACUUAGAAACAAGUUCUGGAGCACUGCUUGCUGACAAUCUUGUAGUUCUCUACUGCAUUUGAGUGCAUUUUGUGGCCAGUCCAUCAGGGCAUACCAUGGGAUUCUAUUUGAAUGUGUGGUGCAUCCUUUCUGGAUGAAGGAUGUGUGAGGAACCUUGAACCUCAGCUGUAUUAAACUGUAGCGCCUCCAGUCAGUGCACUAGAUGAAACUUUAGACACCCCGAAUUUUGUUGGUUCCUUUCUUUUCCUUUCCAUAGCAGCCUCCAGCAGGAAUGCACGCACACACCAGUGAUGGCAUUGAGCCAUGGCUGCCACGAUUUACAAAUGUUCUCUCCCAAGCUGGAGCUGCUCUUGCCUCUCAAAUGCUAUUAUUAUUAUUAUUAUUAUUAUUAAGGAUUUAUAAUACUUAAUUUAAUUUUUGAACUGACCAAUGCAAGGCUCUAUUAAAAAGAAAGUUUUUAAAAAAAAAAAAAAAAAGAAUGCAGAAGAGUAAUCAUUGCUUGUUUGCUCCCUUGUUGUCAUCUGUGGUCUCUGUUGGACGUGGCAGAACAAAGGCCCUCUGAUCCUCAUCAGUGUCUGAAAUGUUUGGUAAUUUUUCUCUCUUUUGUAUCAGUGAGGUCCUUUGUAAUCUGCUCCUGACUUUUCUCAGAGCAGGGUGCACUGAAACACGAUGAUGGUGCUUGCUUGCUUCAGCGUUAUCUGUUGACCGUGAGAAUUGGCCUCAGAACCUGGUGGGUGCUAAGUGUACGGCUUUGAAACUGUUCUCUAGCCCAGACUGACACCUGUUGUGGUAACCAGUCCUAACUGUGGGGGUAGGGGUAGCCCCGACUGUUUUGGAACUAGAUUUAUGAGAAAUGUUCAUCAUCUCUGAAAUGGCAGAGACCUCCAGAGUCAACAGCCUGAAGACAGCUCUCUCCCCCACAGGACUGGUUAUUUAAAACAGUGCUUUAGAGGACAUUUGAAACACAUUAAAUCCAUUUCUCAUUUAAAUUGUUACCUCCUAGCAUUCCAGGGGAUCCCAAACUUGCAAGGAAGAACCUGGCAUCGUGUUUCUGUGGUUGUCCUCUCAAGCACGCUUUUUCCAGGGUUCAGAGUGUGAUGUGUAGAAAAGUGUUUCUAAGCCGCUGACCAUUUUCUUUAUUUCAAAUUUUGCUUCUUUCUCCUACCACGUGGCUGUAAGUCAGAGAUGUGGAUGCCUGAAAUUAAGUUGCUGCUCCUAGCUACUGGCCUCCUGCCCCACUCAAGGGUGAUUGGCCCCAGCUUAAUGCCUGGUGGUGAUGAGUAUCACGUCUAGAAAAAGAGAAGUUCUGAUUCUAUGACAAAGCUGCAUUUUGUAAAAAUCUUGGAGACCCCUGAAUGAACUCCAUGCCAGCCAUGUCCUCCUCUCCACGCGCUUUCCCUUGCAAAACCCUUCAAAUGCCUCCUUUUCUCAAUGCCAUCGCCUCCCCACCUGCACCUCUUGUGCCCUUUUACAUCUUUGAUAGCCUGAUUAUAACAGGGUAAAAAAAGACAGCCAACCUCAUGCAUGUUAGCAGAACUGAUUCCUAGUUUUAAAAAAAUCUUCUUUGAAGCCAGAGGAGAUUUUUAAAGGACUUUAGUUUGGGAUAAACUUUGAGCUUAUCCACGUCUAUUUGCAUCAAAGGGUAAAUAAAUGGGGUUUUGGGGGUGGGCAUAUCCAGGGCACUCAGACUACUCUGCCUAAUGGUCUUCACUCCUGCAUGCUGUGGCAAAGCCAAAAGAAAGAAACUCAGAUUGCAAGAACAACCAAACCUGAUGAUUACUUUUGAUUAUUCCAAUGAUUUCCUCUAUGGAAGUCACUUCAUAACAUGUAAAAUAUAGUGGUAAGUGCAUGAAUUGUUUUUAGGAAAGGGAAGAAGAUAGGGUAAGUCAGAGAGAUGCCACAUAUUUUACUAGAAAAAUAAAAUUUGUUGCUUGUUUCUUUCUUAAAAAAAACAAACAAAAAACCACAAAAGGCCAGCAUUUCUGGCCGUAGCUUUGCACCCGGAACGUUGCCAAGCGAAAGUUCCCUAAGUAGAACCUGGUUUAAAUGACUCCUGGAAGCUUUCCCUUGCAUUUUCCGGAAGUGACCAUCUGCCAAGCACAGGAGUGAGGGCAGAAGGGACAGACUUGGAUUCUGGGUGCCGGGAUAAAACUCGGCAAACAUGGUGAUAGCUCGAUUUGAACACUAAGAGCCUGGCCUGAGUCGACAUCAAUGCCUCUUUGAUGGCCUAUUUUCCUCAAUGAGGAUCUUUGGAACGACAGAAAUGUGUCAGAAGAAGCAACACCUGCCUGUAAACCUGUGCUGUCCCAUGACUAACCGCCUGAGGCCUCAGGGCUUUCUCUGGCGUUUAACACUCUCCUAAAUUUCUGUUGGUUCCUAAAAGAUCCUGGAAAAGGGGGGAAAAAUCAAGCUGCAAUUAACUUCCUUAUGUGCAUCCUUCUGAUAUAGUACUGUAUUCUUCAGGUGUUUUGCAUUUGCGUAUACGUUCUCGGGAAACAGGUAUCAAAAAUGGAGAGAGAUCCUAGGCCGUCGCCCCACAAAUACCCCGAACAAGAUACUUUUUUCCAACAGGGCUCCCCUCAGUGAUCACGAGGGAAGGGUGAUGCGUUCUUUGUUGGGGACUGUUUAUACACUUUUUUUCAACUGUGAGCUUUGGAAUCGUAAAUUGCUUUGACUCCAGCUUCCGUCUACUGCCAUAAAAUGGACCCCACGUCAGACGAAUGAGGGUGGUGUGCGUGCACGCACCUAGACACGUGCGCAUCUGUACCUAUUGUACCUUCGCGGAAGGAAAACAGGCUACUGACGUUUUAAGAGGAGUAGCCACCAGUGCCUAAUAUCUUUUGGGGGGGAUGGAUGCUUAUAAUUGCCAGUCUAUGGAAACCACACUGGGAGUUCCACAUGGAGGGGAGGGACUGUGGGUGGGGAGAGGGAACAUGUGAAUCCUAGGCCUAUGGACUGGAGGCAGAGUGAUCUCUGCAAAUCUGGGUCCUGCAGGCUUUUGGGCUCAUUGGCUGGUUCUCAACCUUUUUGUUUUUUUCUCCCCAGCAUGCAUUUCCUAGCUAAACCCAGCCUUGGUUUAAUUUCCUUACCUUUCACUUCUGCUUCAUUCCAGGGAGGAAAAAUACACCUGUUAAUGGCCAAGAUCUCCUUGCUAACACAGAGGCAAAAAUAAAUGUUUAAUGUUUUGAAGCCUCCCCUUACCUUUCCUGCCACUCCCCCACCCCAGCCCCUUUCCACACUCCCCCUCCACUUCCUACUCUCACCAUACACUUUCCCGGCCACCACACAUUUUUGUUCACAUUUCUAUUAUCCUCUUAACAGUUGCUUGAAGAAAUUUAUUUUUGCACUAUACAUUUUCUUUUUGCCAGAUGUGUCUAACAAGUGUGUUUGGAGAGACCUGCUCCCAGCCCCCAUCCCUCACCCUGUCUCCCCGGUCACAUUCUCUCAGGCCUUCUCUGGUAUUUAUAAUAUAUCACAGAAGUACCCAGUCUUAUAGCCCUCGGUUAUGCCUUUUUUUGACAUUUUAUUUUUUUUAAGCUUUUUAUAUAUAUAUAUAAAUAUAUUACUUUGUCAAGUUUUUUUGCUGUACAAAAGUCUUAAGAUUUAAAACUAUUAUUUGUAUUAUAUGAUGGUGGUAUGUUAAUGUUACAAAAUUAUUAAUGAAGAAAAAAUUUAUUUUUGUUACUGGUCUGUUUCAUAAUUCUUUUUUAAAUUGGUAUAUUGUAAGAUAUCUAUGCAAAAAAUGUUAUGUGACGCAUUUUUAUUUAAGAAUGUAAUAUGUGUAAUAAACAGUAGAAUGUG